This is a messenger RNA of Dothidotthia symphoricarpi CBS 119687, 2276 nucleotides long. RefSeq lists its product as uncharacterized. The record is from RefSeq and is a predicted model, not a curated record. The coding region runs from base 227 to 2176 and encodes 649 amino acids. The transcript is spliced from 2 exons. NCBI's taxonomy places the organism in Eukaryota, Fungi, Ascomycota, Dothideomycetes, Pleosporales, Dothidotthiaceae.
CUUGUAUUGUGUUAUCUUCCAGCCUGCUGACCUGGCGUUGCAGCUGCCUUUCUAGCUUGAUACCCUAUAUCCAAUACAUUUCCUCCAAAGGUUGUUUGCGUAGUGAUUUCAUUAAUCGUCACCACGCGCGCUAUACGGAUAUAUCGGUUCGUUGACAGCAACUAACCCUGGACCUUGCUCGUAGAUACCCAGACUUGAGCCUCUUUCCAGCAUACCCUGUCGCAUCAUGUCGGACCUCCACAAGGCACUAGAAUGUCUUCGUCCAAAGGAAUUUGAGAAUGUCCCAACCGACAACCUCAAGGCGUUCUUGCCAGAGAUUCUCGCCAACGCAGAGUUGAUCGCGAAUUCGGUCCCUCCGCCACCCAAUGGCACGCCCUACGAGUCCUCGAAGCGCACGCGAACAAAUCCACAGCCUGCGUUCAAUGCUGCUGACCUCACAAUCUCUGAUGUGAGACGCCCACUGCCGGCCAAAGAGCAUGCGGCGCUGCACAAGUCAUGGGGCAAGCCAUUGAAGCUGGGGAACAAAGAGGCGGCUACGGGCAUGAGCGUGUUCAAGAUGGCGGGCAACGACCGACACGGCGCGUGGUUUGCGAGAACAGGUGUGCACGAGGGUCUUGGGUUUGCCAAGUGGAAGCGUGCCAUGCUGAGGGAGUUUCCCGAGAGUCUGGAAGUGCAGGGUGGGCCUGGAACGGGCAACGUGAGAGGCAUUGGGGGUGAUCAGAAGCUGGAGGACAUCAAUGUGGACGGCAUAGGAAAGCUUGAAGUGUACCAGUUGUCUGCGCAGUUCCCUGGCCCGACAUCACCACGAGAGUUCAUUACGUUGCUCAUCACCUCGGAUCAGUGCCUCACUCAGGCCUCCAAGGUUGGCGAUGCUGUUCCGCGGCACUACAUGGUUGUCUCAAUACCAGUGUCACAUCCGAAUGCGCCGGCUCGAAAUGGCAUGGUGCGCGGCUUCUACGAGUCUAUAGAGAUGAUCCGAGAGAUACCUCUCCCUGAGGGAGGCGACGCCGAAACAAAUCCAGUCGAGUGGACAAUGGUGACGCGCAGCGACCCUGGAGGUGGUAUUCCGCGUUUCAUGGUCGAGCGAAACGUGCCUAGUAGCGUUGUGCUGGACGCGGUCAAGUUUCUCGAUUGGGCUUGCCCUAGAGACGACCUUGAUCAACCACAGGAGGAGAAGCCGCCAGUAAGCAAUACAGACAGCAAGGCGGAGCAACACUCCGAUGCACACCCAUACCACUCGAUAGCGGAGUCGAAUGGCAUCACUGCGGGUGUGGGGACUAGCAUUGCCGACAGGCCAUCAAAUACAUACCGACGUAUAUCACACCAAGCAGUAGACACACCUGAUAACGCAAACCAAGGAGGUCUAAUCGCUCAAUUCAGAGACGCAGUAGGAGCUUACAUACCCGACGCGAUGAACCCACUACAACGCACCUAUUCCAGCAGUUCCUCAUCUUCAUCCUCGUCAGCAGACUCGUUCGCCUCAGCCGAACAGUUCACUGAGGAACCAACCACCGCACCUCAAGGCCUUCCCAUCGACAACAGCAUUCCCACGCCAUCCCUCCGCUCCGAGAUCUCCCUUCCCGCCGCCGUUGCCGUCGACGAAAUCCCCCAAUCGAAGGAACUCGUCAAAAUCGAAGAAAAGAAACAAGCCGUGCAAGAAAAACUCGACGAGGCGCGCGAAAAACAGACUCGAGAGCUCGAAACAGCAGAGGGUUUGAAGAACCAGAAAGACCUCGAGAAAGCGACGGAGAAGCAACAAAAAGAGAUGAAGAAACAAGAAACAAAGUUCGAGAAAGAGAUGCGCAAGCUCGAGGAGCGCCGUGAGAAGGAAACGCGCAAGUUACUCGCUAAACAGCAGAAGGAGGUGGAGAAGAAUAAGCUCUUCCAGACACAGCGCGAACUCAAUGAGUGCAGGCAGAAGUUUGAUCUGAUGGAGCAGGAGAACAAGUUGCUCAAGGAGCAGAUUGCUGAGAUGCAGAGGGAGAAUACGGCCAUGGUGGUGCGGAUGGGGAAGAGUGAGGCUGGGAAGGAGAUUUUGAAAGCGGUCAAAGAGGAAGAUUCUUCUUACAUCACGGGGCGCAAUAGGACAAGCUCCAGGGCGAGUGGGAGUUCGGGGGUUAGUGGACGUUUGGGCGGAGUCAUUUCAAGGACGGGGACUGAGUCUACCGUUGGUUGAGGAUGGGUGAGUGUUCUAAUGUUUGGCUUUUGUGUAGAUGUGGUCGCUUGCUUGCUUGCUGUAGUCUGGCAGCACAACAUAAUCAACACUCCUAUAUUCC